AGUAUUCAUCCAUGCAUGAAUAAUAAUACAUUCAUGUUACGUUGACUCCGAAGACGUUAGUGUAUCUCAUAUUUUAUUUUUUAUAAGAUGGCAUCGACUGUAGAUUUAGUAACGGAUUCCGUACCGGAUAUAAGUGGCAAAGAUGAAAAAAGUUUCGGUCAGUUAAAUUUAAAAGAGAAAUUUACUUACAUCAGAGAAGUUAUAACGGUGGAGCCUCUUAUAGGGGCAUAUACGAUGGCUUCCAUUUUGUGCACACCAACAAUUUAUAAAUUAGAAUCUGAAAAAUCCUGUAGAUCCAAUCUUCAAAUGAAUAACACUGUCUGUGAUGCCAUUUUAUACGGACAAUAUGAAAACUACACGGAUCAAAUCGAUGAUAUACAAAUUUUAAUUAGUAAUAUGCAAUCGUGGCAACAACCUAUGCAAAGCAUCAUGCCUUUGAUACUGGUGCUAUUCUUAGGUUCCUUUAGUGAUAGACACAAACUGAGAAAGCCCUUUUUGAUAAUCCCCUUAUUCGGUGAAUUAUUCGCCGUAGCAGGCUGUAUUGCUAGUGUUAUUUUUAUGACAUCUUGGCCGUUAGAGGUAUUUGGAGUAUUUCAAUUAGUCAUACCAUCGUUUUUUGGCGGACUACCUAUGAUAACAAUGGCAGUAUUUGCUUAUAUAGCUGACGUAAGUACUCUUGAAAUGAGGACUUUACGAAUAGGUAUAGUACAAAUAGUACUGAAUAUUAUAGUACCUUUGACACAUUUAUUCAGUGCUCAUAUGUUCGAGUUAACUGGUUACUACGGGGUGUUUUUAACAGCCGGAGCAUUGUAUAUAUUUGGAAUUAUCUAUGGUAUAUACUGGAUAAAAGAACCUAAAAGUCCUGUUUUAGAUACGGAAACAGGUUUAUUGCGUGAUAUAUUCGAUCCUAAACAUGCUAUAGAUACUGUGUGUUUGGUUAUAAAGAAAAGUCCUGGAAAUAAUAGAUUGUACAUAGCAUUUGUGUUAGUGAUAGUGUUUUUAUAUACUUCUGUUGUGGAUGGUGAGGGUGGAAUUUUUUACUACUAUGCCCAAAAUGUAUUUGGCUGGGAUAUAGUAGAGUAUAACUACUUUAUGUUAAUCAACGUUUUGGUACAUUUAGCAGGAAUUGCGAUAGGAGUACCUUUUUUCACCAAAGUAAUGCAUCUAACUGAUACAAUGAUUCUACUUAUUACGUUUUUGGAUAAAAUUUCUAGUAAUUUCAUAUUCGGAUUUGCUAAUACCAUCGCUUUAUUAUAUGCAGCUGCAAUCGUAUCGUUAUUGACAGGAAUAACUCCAAUUGGAAUUAGGUCAUUGGAAACUAAAAUUGUAUCUGAAAACGAUUUAGGAAAAGCUCAAUCACUGUUUGGAUUGUGUGAAGCGUUAGCUCCUGCGAUUUCAAUACCGAUUUAUAAAAAAGGAAUUUAUAACAAUACUUUGAAGACAUUUCCUUCGCUUUAUUUCUUUUUUGGUAUCAUCUUAUACGCUAUUUGUAGUGUAAUUGUAACAUGGAUAUUUUGGAAAGAAAAAAUGAAGAAUAAGCUUAAAUAUGAGCCAGAUAUAGUAUCGGAAAUGAGUAAAACACAUAAUAUUCCAAUGGAUAGUUACAAAAAAUCAGCAAACAUUUAAAUACAGUCGGAAUGAAACUAAUUUAACUGUGCAACAACAAAGUUACAUUUAAAAUCAAAUCCUAAUGUAGUCUUCAAAAGUAAACUGAAAUGAGGUGAUUGAAGAAUGCGGAAUUGUAGAUUAUAUUUUAGAAGCUCAAUAACUAUUUGUUUAUCUAAUUUCACUAUCAAAUGUGACACUUUAAUUCAUUCCAUUAGAAAGCAUCACAUUUUUCAUAAACUUGAUAUAUCAGUUAUGAAAAGUAGUUUCAGAUUCAAAGAAUAAGUGAAAACUGAAAAUAAUUUUAUUACUUAAACAGACAAUUGGCUCAUCAUUUUAAUUCAGUAGUAUUUCAUGGCUUAGAAAUAUCGAAAACAACAUUAUCAAAGACACAGUUAUUUAAAGUAAGUUCAUUUUCUGGGUGAAUAUUCUCUUGAGCGUUUUGUCUAAUGUUAAUUUGAAGCUGUAAUAUCUAUAUGUGUGCCAGGGGCUUGGCCCAAAAUAUUUUCUGAAAUUCUUCUUUUAUUUUCUGAUGAACUCUCAACAUGGCUUUCGGCUUCACCGUUGGAUUUCCACCGUCCGUGUUGCUUUAUUUUCAGAAUGUCCGCUUCUAAGUCUACCAGGAGAGAUGCUGACAAGCGUCUGAAACCAUAUCCUAUGGACUUUUCAGCAAUAGGUAUACCCAGGUACUGAGCAAUCUUUGCUUGUAAUUUCCCAAUGUUAUUUAUGCCUACGGGUUUUAUGCCACAUUUUCCAUUAUAAUAUCGAAGCGAAGAUAUUGUUGGCCAAAUUGCUGUGAAUAGUCACACGAUAACAAAAUAAUAAUUGAAAGUAUUGAAAAUAUUGUGUGGCGCUGUUAGGAGAAAGCGGUCGCAGCUUUGGACAGGCGGAGGCUGGUUGCUGCAUUACGACAAACUAUCAACGCACUAAUAGAAUCUUGUGAAGCAAAAUUUAACAAAGCACCAAGCUGUACAGCUUCAUCUGCCUUUAUCUAGUAUUUUCAUGUGGCUAUUUUCCAAAUUAUAAACGCACUCAAAUGACAACGGGUCGACCACAAAUUAAUAGUUCAAACUAUUGUGAUGAAUGCAUGAGAGACAAUAAUCAAAAUUUACUUCAGAAAACCUUUGGUAAACAUGUCGAUGGAUCAUGAAGAAUAACAUUAUGCGAAAAUAUGAAAGUGGGCUCCAUACAUUCCUUUCUGUUAACAUUUAUAAAUCCUAGAACUAUAAACCGUCACUAAACUAAACUGCCGUGUGAUCAAACUAAUUAUCAACGCUUGACCCAAAUCGAUGAAAGUCAUUCUUGACGCUCUUGUUCAAAUCAAAACAAAUGUGAAAUUUUGGAAAGUUUUUGACACUUCAUUGCUUCGUGAUUGAAUCGCAAUUUUACAAAUGAAGUUUAAACCUCAAACGUCGGCUUAAACGACAGAUGCCCACUUCUUCAUGUUUUAUAGAUUGCGUUUACAGACAAACUUCGGUUUAACUAAUACCGGUGAUAGUUCCAAAUUUAGUUAAGCAUGAAACUGAGGAUUCCACCCUAGCUUUUUCAAAGCUUUAAUGAUUUAACGAUAUGGUCUUGAGUAAGGAGUUGUGGAUUUGAAAAAUGUCAAACCAAAUUAUAUUUGAUAAAGUCGAUGAAAUUAUCAACGUUAUUGACGCGCCGAGAAAACAAAAAGUUAUUCGUUCCAGAGCGAAUCUUUAAAUUGUUCCACAUUUUUUAAAUUUGUUGAUCUAUCAAAAAUAUGACCGUUCUUGUUAUUUUCAUCAUUAAAUUUCUUUGCUGACUCCUCCCAUUUUUUUUUUCGUUUCCUUCCAAGUUACCGUAUCACUUUUUUAUGGAUUCGACUGUUUCUUUAUAUUUCUUUACAAGGUUAACCAAAAACACUACUUUAUAAAUCUUUAUUACACGAUUUUUUUUUGUACAUACAUUUUUUUCUUUAUAAAACCUUAAACAAUUAAACUUUAAAACAAAUAUCGGAAAAAUUUGGGACAACUGGCAGAAAAAUGUCUGUGUAACAGCAAUCUUUUUCAUUCUUAGUUCAAAGUAGAGUAAAAACCAUAGUUUGAAGUUUAGGUUAAUUUCCAGUUUUACCCUAGGUUGUAAAAUUGGCGUGUAGCAGUUGCCUCAUUUCAGUCAAAAGCAUAAUGUUAUUAACAGAGAACUAGCAUGUUUUUUCAUUAAUUUUUGUUUAUCCACCUUUUUAAAACAACUUCAAAACCUGGUUAUAAACGAAUAGUUACUUCGUUUCCACAAUUUGUGCUCUAACUUAUGCCUCUACUAUUCUAUCAAUCAAUACAUUUUCUCCCUUCAAUUUCAGAGGGUAUCACUUCGUGAGGGCAUAAGUUGUAUAUUAUUUAACAUUUUUCGUGAUGAACUAAUAUUAAGUCAAUAUGGAAAACGUAUAGGAAGAAGAGAGUACUUAAUGGGUACGCUGUAUUAAUUUUUAUAAUGAAAUUGCACAAAAGUCUCCUCCCUCCAUAUCUUUGAAAAUAUUUGAAGGAUGAAUAGACAUAUUUGAAAUUUAACGUUAUCGAACUUUAUUAUUCGUGGUGACAACGACAUAAUCGUCAUAGACGACGUUACAGUCAUCGUUGCCAAUAGUUUUUAAUGGGAUGUUAUAGGAACUAGUUGGUUAUAGAUAUUAAUUAUAUCGUUCGCGUCUGGCUUUGUUUUUAAUUGAAUCAGAAUCAUAAUAAUUUUAAUGACACGUUUAUUGAUCUGAAUAUCUAAUUUGUUUCAAAUGGGCUCUAUAUUUUUCCGACCUUUUAAUGAAUUCGUCUGAUACCUUUUCGUCUUUACUUGAGAAAAUAUUUGCAAUGUAACAAUAUAUUUAUAUUGUCAUGCUCAGAAAUGUUAUCGUUCGAUAUAUAUCAUCACUAGAGAAAACAAACUUAUGAGGUAGGUGAAUGGGCUGAAAAUCCCAUUAUACCUUUUGGCUCAAUUUAUCUACCAUAUUUCCCAUUCCCUUGACAAUUUAGGGCUUUUUUACACUAUUAUACAGGGUUUUCUGGACUUGAUGCAAAAAAUUCGUGAAAAAAAUUGUGUGUGUGUGUGUGUCAGCUCCGACGCACGACUGGAGUUUACUCCGUAAGUUCGAUAGUCUAACCAGAUGCAAAAAGAGUUUAUUUAACUUAAAAAAGAUUGGUUGAUUGCCAGAAUAUUUUGGGCUUCCUUCAUUAAUUUUUUUUUUAAUCUGUAAGCUCGCUGUGUCUCGGCUGGAGUUUCUGGAGAUUUAGAUUUUUCCCUAGUCAAAAAAUAUAAAAAAAAUAGAAAAUUUAUAAAUGCAUAAUUAUAAAAAUUUUAACCGACUUUAAGAAAAUUGAUGAAAAAAGGUUUUUAUAAACAUUUUUUUUUAAAUUAUUAUAAUUAAUUUUUUAUUUAAAAUAUGAUAUUAUCUUAAUAAUUAACAAAAAUGGUUAUAAAAAGAUAAUUAUGUCACAAAAUCUUUCAUAUACAAUAAUAAAUAGUAUAUGAAAAUUAUUUAAAUAAGCUAAAAAAUAACUUUUCGAAAGAAAAUUAUAUAAAAACAUUAUUAUAAUAAAAAAAUAUUGUCGAUUUUUCUGAUAAUAUUAUCGAAUUAUUGACUACAGUUGUUAAUAUUUAAAAAUUAUUUAUGAAAUAAAUCAUAAUAACGUGGAAGAAUUUAUAGACAUCGACAAAAAAAUUAAUUUUUGGUUAGGUUAGAAAUUUUCUAUUUUAUAUGGAUGCGCUCGAUAAUUCAUAUUAGGUUGAUUAUCUAAUUUUAUGUGUUGUUUUCAAAUAUAUAUUUAUAUGAACUAAAUCGAUAAUUAUUAAAAUAUUUAAUAAAUACAAAUUGCACAUGCUCAUACAUAUAAUACAUGAAAUAUAACAUACCUUGCAACCACGUGUUUGUUAGAUGUUCCGGCAAUAUCAUCUACACCUCUUUCUGCCAUAGUUAUUUGAAAAUACUUUCAGUUCACUUUAACGGAACACAAUGAUAAUAAAACUUCACAAUGGCAGCAAUAUAAGUAUGUCGACACUGACAAAUUAGAAAGUUGCGCAUCAUGGGAUGCGCACCAAAAACGUAACGAGGUCAUUCAUCGAUAGAUUUUACUCCUCACAUUUUUCUCAUACCGGGCCCCUAAUAUAUGCAAAUCGAUUCUUAAGGAGUAAACUCCAAUAAUGCUUUGACAUAAACAAAUCUUAUCCGACCCCUCGUUUUUCUGUUAUAUGCCUUUAAAGUUGCGAAAUCAGAACUUAUUUUUUGACUGAAAAAAUAAUACUACACUACUAUCUGAACUACGAGCGGCUCUUGCUCAAUGGUUAACAAUCCGUAACUUUUACAGGGACCACCUGUACAAUCUAAAGAGAGCAAAAAAUGAAUGUUUUAAUCGAUAUUUUGGGUUUAUGUUUUAGGAGAUAUUUAGAUUUUUGGAUCGUUGUACAUGCGAAGGAAACUGUUCGCCAUAAAGAGAUAUUCUAGAGAAAAUUGUUAUUAUUUAUUCAUAAUAUUUACAGGAGGCAUUAAACUACAAUCGAAAAUUUCUAAUUGAACUUCAUAUUGUGGAACAUGUUACUUACACAAGGAAUAAAAUAAAAUGUACAAAAAUUUAAUUGUCUAGUCUAGAACGUAUUAAAUAAUAAAAAAAACUAUAAUAAAUGUUCGAAGUGGGCCCCUUGCACUUCUACACAGAGCAUUCCAAGACUCUGCCUUAUAGCGUCACAAUGCAAGCUUAUUUUAUCAAUCAUUUCGUUUCUUGUGUUUACUGGUAUUGCAUAAAACUAAAUUUUGCAGCAAUCAAUAAACGUUAUGUCAAAAAAUCGCUACAAAAUUAUGAUCAAUUUUAUUGCAUUACCAUUUCAAAGAUACCAGGAAGGAAGGGGAAUUUUGUGUAACACUAUAUGUCCAUUAACUUUAGUUUAAGUGUUUGAAAUUCACUUAAUACGACUAAAAAUAGUAUAAAAUAUAAAGUGCCCAUUUAAAAAAGAUCCUAGUUAGAAAAAUCAAGAUAUUAUUAAAUGUGAAAAGAAUGUGAAAGACUUUUUGAACGUUAUUAUGAAUACCGUCGUUGGAUAUUUAAAACAAUGUUCAAACUCUUUUGGAUAUCUAAUUUAAAGAUCAAUCGCAAGAUAAAACAGAACGAAUGAGGUAUUAAUAGCAAAUAAAAAGAUGGAAACAAUGUCAUAAAUAAUAAUGGAAUUAAGGAAAAAAUAAAUGGUUCAGGAUAUCUUACUGAACAUUCAUAAUAAUUUUUAAUAUUCAUUCAUUUUUAAUAUAUAAACACAUACAUAAGGCACAUCAGAGUAUUAAAAACAAAUAUUUGGUGCAUUUGAACAUUUUUACUUUAUGCGGAAAACUCUCAUUAGCAACUUUCAGUAAUACAUAGUAUUACAAAAUGAACAAAAAAAAUGCUAACAGAGUUGAAUAUACAAAAUUUAUAAUAAUAUUACAACCGCUCUAUUGAUAUAAAGUAAAUAUUAUUUCGUAAAUCCCUGUAACAAUCAAUAAUGUAAUAUCUAUGGAUCCGUCGAUCUUCCAUCUUCCAUCAAUAAAAUUUAAGAUUCAAAUAGCUGUUCAGAAAGAAAAAUUGAUGAAAUACAUAAUUAAUCUAUUUCCUUUUGAUAUCAUUCAGAUAUUGAUUUUUUUUCUAAAUGGGCACUAUGUAUUUCUUAAAAUAUCAUUGUUAUGACACUCACUCAAUAAGUAUUAUUUUAUCUAAUUUAUAAACUAUAAUAAAAUAUUAUUUUUGUUGUUAAUAAUUCUUAAUCUCAGAUUACUGCGAUUUUAUUGUCAUGUAACAUUUGAAAAAUAUGAAAUGAACUAGGUUUACAAUCAACGAAA
Diorhabda sublineata is the source of this 7408-nucleotide messenger RNA. RefSeq lists its product as uncharacterized. Gene Ontology annotation, cellular component: membrane. Gene Ontology annotation, biological process: transmembrane transport. The record is from RefSeq and is a predicted model, not a curated record. NCBI's taxonomy places the organism in Eukaryota, Metazoa, Arthropoda, Insecta, Coleoptera, Chrysomelidae. The transcript is spliced from 4 exons. Gene Ontology annotation, molecular function: transmembrane transporter activity; nucleic acid binding. The coding region runs from base 88 to 1626 and encodes 512 amino acids.